Messenger RNA from Anneissia japonica, 3757 nucleotides. RefSeq names its product E3 ubiquitin-protein ligase BRE1A-like. Bases 119 to 2926 code for a protein of 935 amino acids. Gene Ontology annotation, cellular component: HULC complex; nucleus. NCBI's taxonomy places the organism in Eukaryota, Metazoa, Echinodermata, Crinoidea, Comatulida, Comatulidae. Gene Ontology annotation, molecular function: metal ion binding; ubiquitin protein ligase activity. The transcript has 20 exons. The record is from RefSeq and is a predicted model, not a curated record.
AACUGACCUCUCUGACUCCGAUUAUUCAUCCGGGUCAAGUCAACUUGAGCGGUCACAAUGAAAUUACAGCGUUUAAAUAUCUAUUAAUUUAUAGAUUGUGGUUGUUUAGCUAGACAGAAUGGCAAGUAAAAGAACAGCUGGAGAGGCAGCUCAGGACACUGGGCAGGGGUCAUCCAACUCUAGUUCAGAAGAACCUCCAACCAAAAAGUUUCACAUAGAACCAACCCAAAUUGGGCCAGUUUCAUCUAUGGAGGAACUAGACAUCAAGGUGCUGAAGGUACAGAACAAGAAGCUAAUGGAUAGGUUGGAACAACGUCAACUGCUGGAAAAUGAACUUAGAAAUCGCAUUGAAAGUCUACAGCAGAGGCAGCGCAUGGAUGAGAGUCUCCUUGGUAUGGUCAAUAAAUACUGGACACAGCUUGAUGAAGACAUUAAAAUACUUGUACAACAGUUUACAAUGAAUGCAGAAAUGAUUGAUGAAAAGAAAGAUGGAGAAGAGAAAACAGAAGAGGAUGAAAAAGUAGAUGCUGAGAAAAAGAUUGAAGAAGAAAAAAAUCUCGAACUUGAAAUGAAAGAAAAUCGAUCAAUAUCAAGCUUCCUUGCAGAACUCAUGACUUGUGAUCAUAGUGAAAUUGAUCAGCUGUUAUUAGACAGGUGUCAAUUCUCCAAGAAGGUAGUUGCCAAUCUCCUGAAGGCAUUUGACGUUGUCCAGCAGAAGUAUGAGAAGCUGGUGUGGAAAUUACAGGGUGGUACAGCUGAAGAAAACAAAGAGGAAAUCUUUAUUGGUGUCAAUGCUGACCUAGAAGCAGAAAACAAAAGACUGAGGACAUUAGUGUCUGACCUACAAGCAAAACAUCAUGUGACCACCCUCAAGUUCACAGAGAAAACUGAUCAACUGCUAGCGGCAGAGACCAGAGUAGCAGAGCUGACCAACUUAAUGGAUGAUGUCCAGUAUGACGUGGAGAAGGCCAAGUUGAGAGCCUUUAAACUUGAGCAGCUCCUAGAAGAAAGUUAUACGAAGCUAAAGAACAGAGCCCUAGCAACAUCAGGCGAAUAUGCAAACACACAGGUUCAAGGCAUUGUUAGUGAACUGGAUGAUCACAAGGAUCUGGCAGAUAAACGUCUGUUGGAGCUUGAGAAGCUACAAGAGCAACAUCAGGAGAAGAUAAAGGAAUUGGAACAAGUGAAAAUGGAUCUUCAGCAUAUUCCUGAAUCCAUUCUCUUGGAUACUGCCCCUUACAAGUGUCUUCAGUCGCAGUUCACAGUGCUCUACAAAGAAGCACAAGACAUGAGAACUCAAUUGGAAGAAUCAAGAAAUCUUCUGGCAACCACUAAGAAUGCUCACUUUAGACAAAUUGAACAAAUGGAGAGUGAUGAAUUGACAUGCCAGAAGAAACUAAGGUUAGAAGUGAUCCAGUUGGAAGACACCUUGGCCCAGGUGCGCAAAGAGUAUGAAAUGCUGAGGAUAGAAUUUGAGCAAAAUCUGGCAGCCAAUGAGCAAGCUGGUCCAAUCAACAGAGAACUUCGACAUCUAGUCUCCAGUUUUCAGAACCACAACCAACAGCUGAAAGGCGAGAUCAACAGAUACAAGCGCAAACUACGAGAGGCUCACCUGGAAAUUAACAAGCUAAAACAUGAUUUAGGAAACUACAAGUUAAGGCAUGAAGCAAGUCGCAGAGAUAGCAUGCCACAUGGCCACAGUAGUAGCAGCUCAGCCAGUACUGGUUCUGAAAAGGGGGAGGGCAGCCAAGAGAAGGAACAGCUUAAAAAGGAAGAGCAUCUGGAAGAGAAAAAAGAAAAAGAAAAAGAGAAAGAUCGCGAGAAAAUGAAAGAAGUUGAGAAAAGGGAUUGCAAAACAGACUCUGAUACUAUCAAGGAUUUGAAGGCUCAACUAAAGAAAUCGCAAGAAAACCAGAAGGAGAUGAAGUUACUCCUAGACAUGUACAAAGGUGCUCCCAAAGAACAGCGCGAGAAAGCAAUGCUGCUAGCAGCUGAAAAAAGAGCCAAGGCAGAGCUAGAAGAGUUGCGAGCAAGGGUCAAGCAACUGGAGGACAGAGACCAGAAAGACACAAGACAUCUGUCAAACGAAGAUGCCAUGCGGAAGAUCCGUAGUAUGGAUGAACUGGUGCAUCAACUUCAGAGGAAACUAGCUGACAGGAAGCAGGAGGAAGAGGCAUUAUUGUCUGAGAUGGAUGUCACAGGUCAAGCAUUUGAAGAUAUGCAGGAGCAGAAUACCAGACUCCUGCAGCAGCUACGGGAGAAAGAUGAUGCUAACUUCAAGUUAAUGUCAGAGAGAAUUAAAUCAAAUCAGAUUCAUAAGCUUCUACGGGAAGAGAAAGACGUUCUCGCUGACCAGGUGAACACGCUGCAGUCACAGGUGGAUGCCCAGAACCAGGUGGUCAGAAAGCUGGAGGAAAAGGAAAGAAUCUUACAGACGACACUUGGUAGUAUCGAGAAGGAGCUUACAUUAAGGCAAAAUGCAUCAGAAUUAAAUAGGAAAAAGGCAAUGGAAAACUCGCAGUCGACUGCAGAUCUAAAACUCCAGUAUGAAAAAUUGUCGAAGCAGGUUAUUGACCUGCAGAAACUGGUCAAGGAAAACAGCAGUGCAGUUGAGCAGGAAAACCACAAGUUCAGGAGAUCACAGGAGGAAAUAGUUAGUUUGAAACGCAAGGUGGAGAGGUAUAAACGAAUUGAGUUAACAAGCAGCGCUGAUGAAGUUUUAAUGGAAGAAAUUAGAACAUAUAAGGAUCUGUUAACAUGCCCAUGUUGUAAGAAAGGUCGAAAGAACGUCAUCCUAUCCAAAUGUUACCACGUGUUUUGUUUUGAUUGCAUUAAGACGCGCUAUGAAACUCGUCAACGAAAAUGCCCCAAGUGCAAUGCUGGAUUCGGUGCCAACGACUACCACAGGAUAUGGUUAGACAGCUAGAGAGGGCGGUUUAACACUGGUUGUUUUUUGUUGAUAUAAAUUGUAAUUCAACUCUAAAGAUGUGUCAGACACUAGUCUUUUUUUUUUUUAAAUCUUAUUUAUUUGAUAAUUACUGAAGAAUAUAGUCUUCAGUAAAAUGUGAGAAAUAGAUUCAACAUGAAAAUUUGUAAGUUGUGCCAUUUAUUUAACUGGCAUAUGAAACAAUUGAUAUGAAAGUCUGGCUUGAACAUUCAUCAUACAAAAUACGAGGUUUUUUUUAGAGGUGAAAGAAGGUAUGAAUAUACAGGCCUCACCUCCAAUUAAAGACCACUUUUUUUUGUAAUUAAACAAAAAGAUGAAAAAAUUGUUCAUCAAGGGCUGCUGAAAUAUUCUUUAAUUAAAAGUGUUUUUUAAUUAUAGGGAGACCACUAGCCACAAACUAAUAAAAUGAUUUAAGAUACAGUAUGCUGUUUGUAUCCUGGAAAAAUACUUUGUAUAUUCAAGUCAGUUAUUAGCUUAUAAUACAAAAUGAGAAAAAAAAUACCCUGCCAAUUAACGGAUACAUAAUAGUGCAUAUGUCCAAUCCUCCUGAUUUGAUCAGGAGUUUCCUGAAUUUCCAUGCAAUCACCGGGUCUCCCGAAUUUUGUUAAAUUCCGUGUUUUAGAAAAUAAGCCCAAAAUACCAAUAACAGCUAAUUAAGCAAUCUGUUUCUGUGUCAAUUUUGUCUAUCGUGCGCUUACUUUAUCAACGAUGUCGGCGUACAAAAGCUUUCCUAGUAUUACAUGGUACUGUUACUAUAUAUUUUUACAUAUAGACCAUUAUAUUGGCUGAAAAUAAAUUUUUAAGGAUUUU